AUGUGCCCUGGUGCAGACAACGAGCCCAAUGGGCAAACAAAUGGCGCCAAUGGCCAGUCCAACGGAUCCCACCCCGGCUUCACUGCUGUUCAGACCCGCCAAAACCCUCACCCUUCCCGCAACCCCUACGGCCACAACGUCGGCGUUACCGAUUUCCUGAGCAAUGUCUCCCGCUUCAAGAUCAUUGAGAGUACUCUGCGUGAGGGCGAGCAGUUCGCCAACGCCUUUUUCGACACCGAGAAGAAGAUCGAGAUCGCCAAGGCUCUGGACGACUUCGGGGUUGACUACAUUGAGCUUACUAGCCCCUGUGCUUCCGAGCAGUCAAGGCUUGACUGCGAAGCCAUCUGCAAGCUCGGCUUGAAGGCCAAGAUCCUUACUCACAUUCGUUGCCACAUGGACGACGCUCGCGUUGCUGUUGAGACCGGUGUUGACGGAGUUGAUGUCGUCAUUGGUACUUCCUCUUAUCUCCGUGAGCACUCUCACGGCAAGGACAUGACCUACAUCAAGAACACCGCCAUCGAAGUCAUCGAAUUCGUCAAGUCCAAGGGCAUUGAGAUCCGAUUCUCAAGCGAGGACUCCUUCCGCUCCGACCUCGUCGACCUGCUCUCCAUCUACUCCGCCGUCGACCAAGUCGGUGUGAACCGUGUUGGUAUUGCUGACACCGUUGGCUGCGCCUCUCCUCGCCAGGUUUACGAGCUCAUCCGUGUCCUGAGAGGUGUCGUGAGCUGCGACAUCGAGACCCACUUCCACAACGACACUGGAUGCGCCAUUGCCAACGCCUACUGUGCUCUGGAGGCUGGUGCCACUCACAUCGAUACCUCUGUUCUCGGUAUCGGUGAGCGCAACGGUAUCACCCCUCUUGGUGGUCUCAUGGCCCGCAUGAUGGUUGCCGACCCUCAGUAUGUCAAGAGCAAGUACAAGCUGGAGAAGCUCAAGGACAUUGAGGACCUGGUCGCCGAGGCUGUUGAGGUCAACAUUCCCUUCAAUAACUACAUCACUGGUUUCUGUGCUUUCACUCACAAGGCCGGUAUCCAUGCCAAGGCUAUCCUGAAUAACCCCAGCACCUACGAGAUCAUCAACCCCGCUGAUUUCGGCAUGUCAAGAUACGUGCACUUUGCCUCGCGCCUGACAGGCUGGAACGCUAUCAAGUCGCGUGCUCAACAGCUCAAUGUUCACAUGACUGACGACCAGUACAAGGAGUGCACAGCCAAGAUCAAGGCUCUUGCUGACAUCAGGCCUAUUGCUAUCGAUGAUGCGGACAGCAUCAUUCGUGCCUACUACCGCAACCUCAGCUCUGGCGAGAACAAGCCCCUUAUGGACCUGACCGCUGAUGAGCACGCUCAGUUCCUCGCCAAGGAGAAGGAGUUGACGGAGAGUGGUGCCGCCCUCUAA
Molecule: messenger RNA, 1392 nt
Organism: Aspergillus mulundensis
Lineage: Eukaryota; Fungi; Ascomycota; Eurotiomycetes; Eurotiales; Aspergillaceae
Gene: hcsA
Product: homocitrate synthase
Exons: 5
Coding region: 1-1392 (463 amino acids)
Cellular component (GO): mitochondrion
Molecular function (GO): homocitrate synthase activity
Source: RefSeq, a predicted model, not a curated record